Molecule: messenger RNA, 1539 nt
Organism: Thelazia callipaeda (thelaziosis nematode)
Lineage: Eukaryota; Metazoa; Nematoda; Chromadorea; Rhabditida; Thelaziidae
Source: the annotation of a GenBank genome assembly
AUGACAAAACCAAAUAGGCCUGCUAUCGGCAGCAGUAACCACUACAACUCACAUUCUUGCUUUGCAGUUGCAGUAGCCUUGCAUCUUUCGCCUUGCUUACUUAUCGCUUGGUGCGUCUUUGAGUGCCAGCAUGAAUAUUUAGUGAGUUUAGUUGAUUACUUAGUUGUUGAUGUGGGAGCAGAGGUCAGAUCAUCAAAUUCGUUACGUCUUGAACCAGCACCUCUUAACAGCAGUCGCUACUUGGUUCGAAAAGGCCAAAAAUUUCGAAUUUCUUGCAUCUGCCAAGAGAAGUCCAUAAAUUGUCAGUAUCUGACGUGGAGGAAUGAGUUUGGUCGCAAAAUAGAUGGUGAAUCUUCCAACAGCUUAUUUACUGUGGAACUGAAAGAACAUGGCUCAGGUUACAAAAAAUUAUCGCUAGUAUUCACUCAAAUUGCAGAACGCGACACUGGAUUUUAUAAAUGUGUUGCUGAGAAUUCGCAAAUGAUUACGGGCGAAUGGGAAAUAGAACUCAUUGUUCUUGACAAAGUUCGAUGGAAGGAAAGCAAUGAUGUUGUUGGAGGCAUGCUCGGAGAAUCGUUGACCAUCGAUUGUGGUGCGACAGGAAAUCCACCACCUGAAACACAUAUUACAAAUCACGAUGGAUUACCUCUUAGUGAAACUUUAUUCAUAUUUGCUGGAACCGAAGUCACCAUUAAAAAACUUACUAAAGAGUACCAGGAUAUUGCCAUCAAAUGUUUAGCGGUUCAGGAAUUUGCGCAAUAUGAUGUAACUGUUGUAGAACAGCAUGAGAUUCGACUUGAUAUCUGGUCAUCACCAGAAUUCAACACAUCAUUAGUGGAACGUUUCGUUAUUCUGGAUCAAUUAUCAGCAGCAAUUUGUUGUAAUGUUACACGUUCUAAUCCACCUGCAAAGUAUUUUCGGUAUUUAAAAAAUGGUGAAGAAUUGCGGAACAGUUCGAAACAUGUGAUUUCGAUUUCUACAUCGAAUCAAAGUGCCUGUCUCACAAUAUUAUCUACAACCGAAUAUGAUUUGGGUGAGUAUCGGUGCGAAGUAAGCAAUGGAAAAUCAAAAGCGCGACAAACCAUUGUUGUUAGGGAAGCAACACCACCUAGUGAAGUCCGCGUUUCGCUACAAAAUGUUGGAAUGACUUACGCAGUUUGGAAAAUUGAGAAAGCACUGGAUGAACAGUUGCCAAUACAACGUUAUAUUAUUGAAUAUAUCAAAAAAUCUAUUCUUGAUCAAGGUCAUGAUCGAAAUAAUGAAGAUAACCGUAUAUGGUUCACUCAUGCCAUUAAAAUGGAUGUACAUCUGAAUGAGGAUGGAUUAUAUGAAAUUGGUGGACUACAUCAAGGAACAACAUACAUAUUCAGAUUUACGGCUGAAAAUGAAGCCGGAACCGGAGAAACUGUUACUGUAACGAUGAAGACAACAUCAAAAAUCAGACCCUCUAAACUUUCAUCAUCUGGUUCAUCAAUUUUUCAAAUUUUUACGACUAUUAUUUUAUGUUUUCACGCUUUCAGAUUUAUGCUAAUUCCCUGA